Seminavis robusta is the source of this 1499-nucleotide messenger RNA. The record is from the annotation of a GenBank genome assembly. NCBI's taxonomy places the organism in Eukaryota, Bacillariophyta, Bacillariophyceae, Naviculales, Naviculaceae.
GGGGGGAUGUUGAGAAAGAAGCAGACAACGAAAUACCCUUGCCCGGCAGCAGCCAACUAACUACUCGAGCAUCAAUUAGGCCUUGGCAGUGCCAACGCCCUGGAGUAACCUUUCAUGCUGUCUUCGAGAUUUCCAGUUUCUGGCUUUCAACUGUAGGUGCUGUCAUUGUUGGAAAGAAUGAAUCUUCAAUCAGUCCCACUUUCUUACUGUAUGAUAGAAGGACGCUCGAGCACCAGAGGUUUUGGAUUGACAUUCACUCCAGUCUUAGCCUGCUCUGUCUUCUAUCUUGACCAUUCGCUCCACUAGGUUAGUAUUAUCUCUCUUCAGAAGAGCCCCUGUUGCAGUACGAGGAGACUGGAAACAGCAUGGAUGCGUGGGCAAUCAGUCACAGGUGUGCAAUAAAGCGAGUUUCAGCCCGGUCUGCAUUGGCAGUGAAUAGACAACGACAGCCCUGAAGUGCUCACAAGAUCCAAGCCAGCACCUAUAACAUUUAUCCACAGUUCAGGAGACAAAGAACAAUCAAUCAAGAAAUGGAAGACGUCGAGCAACCCCUCGACCAUGGAGUCGGCACACCCGAAGGGACACCGAAGAGCCCGAGCAAUGCGACGGCGAGGUCCUCUAAGAUACCUCUUGUAUUCAUGGCCUUUACGACAGUGCUUGCCACCGUUUGGGGGGGGCACCAUGACAGCUCUCUUCGUACAAGAGCGCAAUAGCAAUCGAUCAGCUCCAGACACCAAGAUCCGUUCCCACGGGACGCUUGGUAUUGCAGCCAUUUCUCACAUCAACGUUGUCGUGAACGACAGCAUCGACAUUGGGGCCCAGUACUACGAAGAAAUCUUGGGCUUCAAGCCUGCCUACAAUGCAGAUGGAAAGAUGGAGUACCGAAACAUUACAAACUAUGGCUUUUGCCUGGAUGCUGGAUUCGAACAAGGCGACUGCCGUGUUGACAUCAUCUUUUUGAAACAUGAAGUCCUGAAUCUCUAUUUGGGGCUGUUUUACUACUAUUCUCCUUUCCAAGGCAAUCUACAGUUGCCCUACUUUGAAACCAAUGAUGUUGGUGGUGUCCGGCAUAUUGCAGUAGAGUUGCAAGACGCAGUGAAGACUUAUCAUCAGCUGAAGGCAAUGAACCAUCAGGGACGCUUCGUCACUCAAGAUGCACCAGUGCCGUUGGACCCUUUCCCGUACACCUUCUUCUAUUGGGUUGACAAGUACAGGAUUCAAUGGGAGUUUGAACAAGGGCGCCCGGUCGUGUAUUAUCACAUCGCAGGCAUCACUGGUUAAAGGUUGGACUCCUACUGCAAAGGACAAUUCAGCCUGCACGAUACCACUGGCCGCUGGCUGGCCUUAGUAACUUCCGCAUCGAUCCGAGAAUCAUGAUAGAAUAACCAGAGACUUUCCGAUAGACAUUGCCUUGCCUAGCUAGCCAGAUCCUCCUGCAGCCAGGGGAAGUUUGUGUUGAUGCAUGGCAGGACAACUUUGGUCGAUGUGGUACGUGCAGU